Messenger RNA from Morus notabilis, 1254 nucleotides. Its product is annotated as probable protein phosphatase 2C 10. Gene Ontology annotation, biological process: protein dephosphorylation. Gene Ontology annotation, molecular function: protein serine/threonine phosphatase activity. The transcript is spliced from 6 exons. The coding region runs from base 292 to 1125 and encodes 277 amino acids. Lineage: Eukaryota; Viridiplantae; Streptophyta; Magnoliopsida; Rosales; Moraceae. Gene Ontology annotation, cellular component: nucleus; cytosol. The record is from RefSeq and is a predicted model, not a curated record.
UUUUGUUUAUUCAUUGUCACUUUCGUUCCUUUUCUCUCAUAUUCAAUUGCUUGUGAGAAUUCCUAUAAAUAAGGAGGAGGUAGGAGAAGGAGAGAGCGUGAGCGUCACGGCCGAAUUAAAAUAAUAUAAAAGGGACCAAAAAAAAAAAGAAAAACCCAUUUUCGUAGGUUCAAUUGGAUGGUUUGUGAAAUUCGGGAAGGUUUGUGAUAUUUGGAGGUGGGUUUUGGUUUUUGGAAUUUGGACAGGAUGUUGAGAAAUUAGGCUGAACAAAUUUUCUAGACUUGAAGAGUUAUGGAUUGGUUUUGCUGUUUUAAUACUUCCUACUCCCAGUCAUCGAGCUCUGGGAAGGGAAAAAACCAUGAAGGGCUAAUCAAGUAUGGUUUCAGCCUGAUAAAAGGGAAAGCUAAUCAUCCAAUGGAGGAUUAUCAUGUUGCUAAGUUUGUUAAGAUCCAAGGGCAUGAACUCGGGCUUUUUGCUAUUUAUGAUGGGCAUUUGGGAGAUAGCGUGCCUUCUUACCUGCAGAAGCAUUUGUUUCAGAAUAUCUUAAAGGAGGAGGAGUUUUGGGUUGAUCCGAACAGAUCCAUCUCUAAAGCCUAUGAGAGGACAGACCAGGCAAUACUUUCACAUAGUUCUGACUUGGGGCGAGGUGGGUCUACUGCUGUAACUGCAAUUUUGAUAAAUGGUCAACGGUUAUGGGUGGCAAAUGUCGGAGAUUCACGAGCUGUUCUUUCACGAGGGGGUCAGGCAGUUCAGAUGUCAACAGAUCACGAGCCUAAUACUGAACGAGGUAGCAUUGAGAACAGAGGUGGCUUCGUCUCGAAUAUGCCAGGAGAUGUUCCUAGAGUCAACGGACAACUGGCAGUUUCUCGUGCUUUCGGGGACAAGAGCCUUAAAUCGCAUUUGCGAUCGGACCCUGACAUACAAGAUUCUAAUGUUGACACCAAUACAGAUAUUCUUAUACUUGCAAGCGACGGUCUGUGGAAGGUCAUCGCUAAUCAAGAGGCAGUCGAUAUUGCUCGAAAGGCAAAAGACCCGUUGAAGGCGGCCAAACAAUUAACAGCUGAAGCAGUGAAAAGAGAUAGUAAAGACGAUAUCUCUUGCGUUGUUGUUAGAUUUAGGGGAUGAUAUAUUUGAAUGGUAUUGCCUUAAUAAGGGGAUUAGGCGAACGACUUGAUGCUGCAGAAUCCAAUUUGUUAAAGGAAAGGAAAAGGUUAAAGAAAGAAACGAGAAGAGGAAAAAAAAAAAAAAAAAAAA